UCUUUCUCUCUCUCUCUCUCUCUCUUUCACUCCCUCUCAAACUCCAGAAAAAAACAAAGAAAAAAAUCAGACUCUGCAAACAAAAUAGCGAAAUGGAAGCAAACGUGCCAGUGACAGCGAAGAGCAUAUGGAGCAUAGUACGUGUAGCUUUCUUCAUGCUGAGAAAAGGCAUAUCAAAGAGGAAGCUAAUGCUCGACCUCAACAUGAUGAUGAAACGUGGCAAGAUCGCCGGGAAAGCCAUCACCAACCUCAUGUUCCACCACGCCCACGCCCACCACGUGUCCUCCGCCCCCCGCGAGUACGAGUUCAGCUGCAGCAACACCCCCAACUACGCCUUCCACAUCCCCAACAAGCACCGCCACCACACCCACUUCUUCGGCUGCGCCCACGCGCCCCCCACCCUCGACGACGACACCGCCUCCAUGAACGCCGUCAAGGCCGUCCUGUUGGAGAUGCUCAACAAUGAGGCCGCCGUCGAGGCCUCUCCCGCGCUGCCCGGCUUCGGUCGGAGCCCCAUGGUCAGGCAGCUCAGGAUAACGGACUCGCCGUUCCCCUUGAGGGUCGACCCCGACGAAAACUGCCACGUGGACAAGGCUGCCGAGGACUUCAUACAGAAGUUUUACAGGGAGUUAAGGCAGCAAAAGAGAAUGGCCGAGUGAGAAUAUCGUCACCUUUGUUGCCAGAAGAUCGAUCGAGCUUUUGUUAAUUACUUAUUAUUGUUACGGCUGUAUUAUGUUUUUGUUGUUCAUAUCACAAUAAGAGAUUGCAUGAAGUUUUCAGUUUUUCUUUUUCUUUUUCGAAUUCUUUCCUUUGUUAAAGUUCUUGAAAAAACUUGUAAUCAUGCAUGUAAUCUUGGGAACCCCACUGAAAAAAAUAGGAAGAUUUUUUAAGAUUGUGGGGUGUUUCCAAAUUAAGCUUA
Molecule: messenger RNA, 919 nt
Organism: Corylus avellana
Lineage: Eukaryota; Viridiplantae; Streptophyta; Magnoliopsida; Fagales; Betulaceae
Source: RefSeq, a predicted model, not a curated record